Messenger RNA from Clonostachys rhizophaga, 1395 nucleotides. The record is from the annotation of a GenBank genome assembly. NCBI's taxonomy places the organism in Eukaryota, Fungi, Ascomycota, Sordariomycetes, Hypocreales, Bionectriaceae.
AUGACUAGUCUUUCGACCAAGCUCGCCGAGCUGGACAAGGCUGGAAAGCCCGUCCAAGUGGGCAUCAUUGGAGCGGGCAAGUUCGGUUCCAUGUACAUUUCCCAGAGCUUCCGUACCGCCGGUAUUCGCUUGGCAGGUAUCGCAGAUCUCUCAGCAGAGCGCGCCUUGGCCUCGCUGAAACGCACUGGGUAUCCUGAAGACAAGUACGACGCUACUGCCAAGCUCUCUAUCUCAGAAGGCAUCAAGGCGGGCAAGACUGCCAUCACUACAGACUCUGCGGCUCUGAUCGCCACCCCCGAGAUCGACGUGAUCCUCGAAGUCACUGGCAACCCCUCUGCUGGUAUCCGUCAUGCUCUCCUUUGCUGCGAGCACAAGAAGCACAUUGUUAUGAUCAAUGUGGAGGCAGAUGUGCUCGCUGGCCCCCUUCUUGCCCGCAAGGCUAAAGAAGCCGGUAUCAUCUACUCCAUGGCUUACGGAGACCAGCCUGCCCUGAUCGCCGAGCUUGUAGAUUGGGCUAGAACAGCCGGCUUUGAAGUCGUAUGUGCCGGAAAGGGUACCAAGCACCUCCCCGAGUACCACUACUCGACCCCAGAUACAGUAUGGAACUACUACGGCUUCACAAAGGAGCAGCUUGACUCAGGGGACUUCAACCCUCAGAUGUUCAACUCCUUCCUUGAUGGAACUAAAUCGGCACUGGAGAUGGCCGCUGUUUCAAACGGUUGCGACCUCAGCCCUCCUACAAAUGGAUUAAACUUUCCCCCUGUGGGCAUUUGGGAUUUACCCCAGCGACUGAAGCCUAUCAGUGAAGGAGGCCAGAACGAGAAGAACGGAACAGUUGAGGUAGUUUCUUGUAUGGAGACAGAUGGACGUUGGGUCUUCAACCACCUUCGUUGGGGUGUCUAUGUUGUUAUCAAGGCACCUGGCGAGUAUCAAAAGGAGUGUUUCAAGCAGUACGGCCUGCAGACAGAUCCCAGCGGCUGGUAUGCCGCCCAAUACAAGCCCUACCACCUUAUCGGUCUGGAACUGGGUGUCUCGGUCGCCUCCAUCAUGGUCCGUGGGGAGCCUACAGGUCAGACCAAGACCUGGUCAGGCGAUGUUGUUGCCACUGCUAAGCGCGAUCUUGCAAUUGGCGAGAAGCUUGAUGGCGAGGGUGGCUUUACUGUGUAUGGGCGUCUGAUGCCUGCGGAAGAUUCAAUGGCCAUCUCAGGCCUACCAAUCGGCCUUGCCCAUGGCUGGGUGUUGAAGCGAGCUGUCAAGAAGGACCAGCGACUAAGCUGGGAUGAUAUUGAAUACACAGAAUCGGCGCAGGCUGUGGCAGUGCGAAAGGAGAUGGAGACUAUUUUCAAGGCCGAGUUCAAGGCUCAAAAGAUCAAUGGAGUCAACGGGCACGCGUAA